CCGAACUGUAUCAAGUAAAACUGGUAUAUCUUGAUUGAGGAUAUAACACAGCGGAGAAUAAUAAUGUUUCGGAUUGCUUUAAUAUUGUUCAUAGUUUAUCCAGUUAUCCAGGUUAAUGGCAGAAUAAGCAGCCAACUUUCGGUUGACAAAGAAGAUGAUAGUCUUUUAAAUCUAAAAGAACGUCUUUACGAAUUGAUGUUGGAAGAUCGUGAGAUUUAUUCCUGUGGAAUACAAGAUGCCUAUUUGAACUGUGCAAAUAUAAAUUUCUGCCAAUAUAGCAACAUAUGUCCAAAAGGUCAGCAUUGUUGUUCGACGACUUCAUGUGGAAAUAUUUGUCUCUGCAAACCAACCCCCGAUAACUGUCCGAAAUAUUGUACAUAUGGAUAUAAGACAGGACCAGAUGGCUGUUAUAUUUGUGACUGUAAUCCGAUUAAUUUGAAACGACUUCUUAGAAGGAUUCUUGACAAAAAAGAAAAGCAGCCAACUCAUGCAGUUGCAGAGAGAAUAAUACAUUAGAACGUUAUACAGGUAGGGAGUAGAGAAAUACCAUUAAAAAAAGAAGACAGAAUCAACAUUAACGUAUAAUUUACGGAACAUUUAUAUAUUUCGCAGAUACAUGAACCAUAAUUAUGAUAAAAAGAGUUGAUCACAUUUUUCGAUCAAACUGACUUCUGAGUAACGGACAAACCACAAAAUAAACAUGUCAAAUGUGAAUUGAAAAUUAGAUUAUACGAGUUUCUUAUAUACUAGGUUCCUAAUUUUGUCAGUUUUUUUUUUAA
Messenger RNA from Mytilus trossulus (common blue mussel), 779 nucleotides. RefSeq lists its product as uncharacterized. Gene Ontology annotation, molecular function: serine-type endopeptidase inhibitor activity. The record is from RefSeq and is a predicted model, not a curated record. Bases 64 to 516 code for a protein of 150 amino acids. Lineage: Eukaryota; Metazoa; Mollusca; Bivalvia; Mytilida; Mytilidae. The transcript is spliced from 6 exons.